Lolium rigidum is the source of this 709-nucleotide messenger RNA. RefSeq names its product mavicyanin-like. The record is from RefSeq and is a predicted model, not a curated record. Bases 1 to 579 code for a protein of 192 amino acids. Gene Ontology annotation, cellular component: plasma membrane. Gene Ontology annotation, molecular function: electron transfer activity. NCBI's taxonomy places the organism in Eukaryota, Viridiplantae, Streptophyta, Magnoliopsida, Poales, Poaceae. The transcript has a single exon.
AUGGCAACCAGAGCUCUGCUGGUUAUCACCUUAACCGCGGCGGUGCUCGGGAUAGCGCUCGGCGCUAGCUACACCGUCGGCGCACCAAGAGGGUCGUGGGAUACCCAGACCAACUAUGUCCAGUGGACCUCCAACCUGAAGUUCCGUGCCGGUGACCAAGUGUUGUUCAGGUACUCCCGAGCGACGCACAAUGUGGUGGAGGUGAGCAAGGCGGACUACGACGCGUGCUCUGCCUCUAGCCCCAUCGCCUCCUUCCAGACCGGCAACGACAUCGUCCCGCUCACAGCCGCUGGCAGCAGGUACUUCAUUUGCGGUGUUCCAGGGCACUGCGAUGGUGGCAUGAAGGUCCGUAUCGACGUUGAGGAAGCAACCCCUAGCGGCAGCACCGGUGCCCCGUCGCCUGUGAGCCCCCGUGGAGCCGCACCGACGGUGGCGCCCAUGCCAAGCGGAACGUCACCCUCAAGUAGCGGUAGCGGCCAGGCGAUGCCUCCGUCGAGCUCAGCGGUAUCUACUGGGGUUGGAUCACUAGGGCUAUGUUUGGGAGUUGCCUUCACAGCCGGUCUGAUGGUCUUCUACUAGAGAGUGGUGUUUCUUUUAUUAUUCUCGACAUUUAGCCGAUCUCAUGUAUACUUGGAUUCAGAGCAUUGGUGUUUUGUACCUUGAUUCAUUAUUAUUUGAUUUAUAAAGUGGAAGAGCUAUUUGCGAUUAA